Anopheles coluzzii is the source of this 2013-nucleotide messenger RNA. Its product is annotated as cytochrome P450 4c21-like. The record is from RefSeq and is a predicted model, not a curated record. The transcript has 5 exons. Gene Ontology annotation, molecular function: heme binding; oxidoreductase activity, acting on paired donors, with incorporation or reduction of molecular oxygen; iron ion binding. Lineage: Eukaryota; Metazoa; Arthropoda; Insecta; Diptera; Culicidae. The coding region runs from base 192 to 1718 and encodes 508 amino acids.
CGUUGCUGUUCGUGCGGUUCAGUUCUUGGCGAGGCGUUAGACAGUGUAGUGCAUGGUGAACGUGUUAGUGCGGAUAGUGCGAACGGAGUGUUUAAAUUGGCCGUGCUCACGAGACUGUGCACCGAACCCCCCAAAGGCAGGCUGGUGUGUGUUUAUGGUCGUUUCGGAGUGUCGCUAGUGAAACAGAGGAUAUGGCGCUGCAGUUGGUGCUGCUGUACAUUAGUGCGGCAUUGGCGUUGGCCACCUUGGUUUGCGUGCGAUGGAAACGGCGGAAGCUGUACGCGGCGGCCGCCACGAUGGAUGGACCACCGUGCCUGCCGCUGCUUGGUCAUGUGUAUCUUAUCUUCGGCAAAAGAUGUGGAGAAGAUAUUUUACAGGUAUUGGACCGAUACGCACCGCGAUAUAAAUCCCCCAUCGGAAUAUGGAUGGGACCAAGGCUGAUUGUCGGUAUCAAGGACAAUCCUGACUAUUUCCAAACGGUCAUGAACUCACCCCACAUGUUGAACAAAAUGGAUCAGUACAACUUUUUCCGGAUUGUCAAUGGACUUUUCGCUGCGCCAGAUCAUACGUGGAAAAAUGAACGCAAGCUGCUCAAUCGCUCGUUCAGCCCAACGAUGCUGUCCAGCUUUGUGGAUAUUUUCAACGAUAAAGACUUUAUAAUGGUCGAGAAUCUGCGGAAAUUCGUCGGAAAUGGUGAAGUUGAUUUACAUUUGUACAUAGCCAAGUGUACCAUCGAUUCGAUAUUUGGAACGGCCUUUGGCAAGGAUCUCAACACGCAAGGAAACGAUGGCGCUGACGAGUACCUGCAUUGUCUAGACACAUUUUUCUCGCUAGUGUUUAAGCGCAUUCUUCAUCUGGAACGCUAUUCGGAAAGUAUCUAUCGCCUUACAAAGGAUUACGAGCUUGAAACGAACUGUGUAAACAUCAUCAGAAACAUGUCGCUGGACCUUAUGAAAGAGUUGAAAGAAAAUUACAAAAACUCUAAGGCUACAGUGAAAGAAGAUGCGUACGAGCGCAAGCCGGCUCUGAAUUUUGCUGAAAAUUUGUUUGAGUUGGCAGAAAACAAUCCCUCCCUACCAGAAGAUCAUAUAAAAGACCACAUAGAUACGAUGAUUGUAGCUGGUCACGAUACGACUGCCACCACCAUGUCGAACCUGCUGCUAAUGCUGGCAAUGCAUCCCGAGGUGCAGGAAAUGGUGUACCAGGAGGUGAUGAGCGUGUGUCCAGACAAAUCGAAACCUGUAACAAUGGAAGAUGUCAACAAUCUCGUGUACACGGAGAUGGUGUGCAAAGAAACGAUGCGUCUGUUUCCUGUUGGCCCUCUGAUCGGCAGAAAGUGUGUUGCAGAUGUUAAGCUGGAUGAUAAACACACCAUACCGGCGGGCUGCUGUGUAGCGCUCGGCAUCUAUCAGAUACAUCGAGACCCGACGAUCUGGGGACCCGAGCCGGGAAAGUUCAAUCCCGAUCACUUCCUGCCGGAAAGGGUAGCUGAGCGACAUCCGUACGCGUAUCUACCGUUCAGUGGAGGACCUCGAAACUGUAUCGGUAUCCGGUAUGCUUGGCUGUCGAUGAAAAUUCUCAUCGCACAUCUGGUGCGAAACUAUCGUUUCAAGACGACGCUCAAGAUGGAGGACUUGGAGAUAAAGUUUGCAAUCAUUCUAAGAAUUAUGAACGGGUGCCUCGUAUCGAUUGAAGAUCGUAGCUGUAGUCCUGUUUAGUUAGGGUGCCUGAACCAGCUGUAGCAGCUGGCUCGAUUAAAUUGUGUCCAGGAGAAUAAUGUAAUCUACCAUACGUACUGGUUACAGCUACUGUGUAAACGCUAACUUUCGAACUAGAUGAUCUUCUUGAGUUGAUAUCCUAUAUCGCUAUAACCAGAAACGAACGGCUUGUGAUCGCACAAUGGUGACAAAGCGUUAUGAAAUGGCUGAUGAAAAUGUAACUCAAAACGAAAAAAGGCGUUUCUACUACAGAGGCACAGCAAACCCAUCCUAAUAAUUUACACCUUGAAAUAAG